Acanthochromis polyacanthus (spiny chromis) is the source of this 10213-nucleotide messenger RNA. RefSeq names its product leucine-rich repeat and immunoglobulin-like domain-containing nogo receptor-interacting protein 3. The coding region runs from base 737 to 2605 and encodes 622 amino acids. Lineage: Eukaryota; Metazoa; Chordata; Actinopteri; Pomacentridae. The record is from RefSeq and is a predicted model, not a curated record. Gene Ontology annotation, cellular component: plasma membrane. Gene Ontology annotation, molecular function: protein binding. The transcript has 4 exons.
ACUCCCUCAGCCAUACGCUCGGCAGCACACUGAAUUGUGAAUCCAAACAGGCAGAGCAGCAGCAGAUAGACAGUGACUGAGAGGAGGGAGGGAGGGGGUGGUGAGAGAUAAAGAGUGAGAGAGCAGAGAGGGAGAGAGAGAGAGAGAGAGAGAGAGAGAGAUGAAAAGCAUGCUAAGCGAGAGAGAGGCGCUCAUACUGAAGGAGGCAGAGGCAACAGCUACAGCAACAGCACGCUCCUUCCCCAUCCUCCCUCUCUCCUCUCAUAAUCCCACAUCCACGCCGGGGGAGAUGGAGGGCACCCUGACCCGCUGAGGAGCUCUGACUGAGGGAGAGGAAAGUCUCACGUGAGCCUCCAGCCCUUCUGCUGUGAAGGUCUGGAUCAUUUUUGGGGGGGACAGUAAUCAACAAGGAGUGAAGGGAGGUGUGUAACCACGAGCCUGCCGGCGGGAGGGAGGGAGGGAGAAGGAGAGAGAAGAGGGGGAUGAGUGGUAGGUCUGGUACAGCUGCUGAUGCCAGGGUCUGACAGCAAGGCAGACUGAGGGAGAUCUGAGGAGGAGUGAAGGUUUCUCGCACGUGUGGAGCAGCGUCGGCAACUUGUGGGCCAAAGAGGAGAAACAGAUUCAACAUACGCACACAGCUGGACAGAUGAGGAGGCAUCAGGGACCACGCUUCAGUCCUGGGUAUCUGGUGCACUGACCCUGCCUGCAACAGGCGAGGAGUCAGAGGACCAGGGCCAUGAUUGGCUCUCCUGGCCCUGGUGGGCGUGCCUUAGUGCCAUGGCCGAAGGUGUGGCGGUGGGUCCUGGCUGCUUCACUGGCAGCUGCGAUAACUUUGACGCUGCCAGGGAGCAGCCAGGCCUGCCCGCCACGGUGCGAGUGCUCGGCCCAGCUGAGGUCGGUGUCGUGCCAGCGGCGGAGGCUCACCAACAUCCCGGAGGGCAUCCCCACUGAGACACAGCUCCUGGACCUCAGCAAGAACCGGCUCCGCUGGGUGCAGACAGGUGAUCUGACACCGUACCCACGGCUGGAGGAAGUGGACCUCAGUGAGAACCUCAUCGCCACAUUAGAGCCGAAUGCCUUCUCAACCCUCCAGAGUCUUAAAGUGCUGAAGUUAAGAGGCAACCAGCUGAAGUUAGUGCCCAUGGGGGCUUUUGCCAAGCUGGGCAAUCUGACCAGCCUGGACCUGAGCGAGAACAAGAUGGUGAUUUUACUGGACUACACCUUCCAGGACCUGAGGAAUCUGAAACACCUGGAGGUGGGAGACAACGACCUGGUUUAUAUUUCCCACAAGGCCUUCUCAGGGCUGAUGGGGCUGGAGGAUCUCACAAUAGCGCGCUGCAACCUGACAUCCAUCUCUGGCCAGACGCUGUCCUACCUCCGCAGCCUGGUCACGCUUCGCCUUCACCACCUCAGCAUCACUGCCCUGGAGGACCAGAACUUCCGCAAGCUGUCCAACCUGCGGGGUCUGGAUAUCGAUCACUGGCCGUACCUGGAGUACAUCUCCCCUCUGAGUUUUCAGGGCCUUGACCUCCACUGGCUCUCAAUCACCAACACCAACAUCACCUCCGUCCCCUCGGCCUCCUUCAAGAACCUGGUGCACCUCACGCACCUCAACCUGUCCUACAACCCCAUCACCACACUGGAGCCUUGGGCUUUCAAGGACCUACUGAGGCUGAAGGAGCUCAUGAUGGUGAGCACCGGGUUGAUGACGGUGGAGCCCCACGCUCUCGGAGGUCUCCGACAGAUCCGGGUUCUCAACUUCUCAUCCAACGACCUGCAGACUCUGGAGGAGGGCUCCUUCCACUCUGUCAACAGCCUGGAGACCCUCAGAGUGGACGGGAACCCCCUGCUGUGUGACUGCCGUCUGUUGUGGAUCCUGCAGAGACGCAAGACCCUCAACUUCGACGGCAGAGUGCCGGUGUGUGCGGGGCCGGUGGAGGUGCAGGGGGUCAGCCUCAGCACCUUCACCGAUUCUGCACUCUUCGAUCACUUCACAUGCCAGAAACCUAAGAUACGCAACCGCAAGAUGCAGCAGGUAAUCGCACGUGAAGGCCAGCCAGUGAAUUUUCUGUGUCGAGCUGAAGGGGAACCCGCGCCUGCUAUCGUCUGGAUUUCCCCACAGAGAAGACGAAUCACAUCCAAGACUUCAGGGCGCAUCACUGUUCUCCCCAGUGGCACCCUGGAGAUCCGCUACGCCCAGCUUACUGACAGUGGAACGUACAUCUGCAUCGCCAGUAACGCCGGAGGCAAUGACACCUACUUCGCCACGCUCACCGUGCGCGGACAGCCACUCGAUGCCGCCUCAGCCUUCUUUCUCAACCGCUCGCUGUACAGCGGCGAGUUCUUCAACGACACAAAUCUGAACAGCACACGCGUUUUCCUCAAGUUCACCUUGGACCUGACCACCAUCUUGGUCUCCACGGCGAUGGGUUGCAUCACCUUCCUGGGGGUCGUCCUCUUCUGUUUCCUGCUGUUGUUCGUGUGGAGCCGGGGGCGCGGCCAACGCAAGAACAACUUCACAGUGGAGUACUCUUUCCGGAAAUCUGAACCCGCCACCGGAGGCUCUUCAGGAGGGACCAGGAAGUUCAACAUGAAGAUGAUAUGAAACAACGCAGCCAGGGGUCCCUCGGGGGAGGCAUGAGCACGUCCCAAAAACGUGUUUGACACACGCAAACGCACACAGCCACUGACUCGCAAAGAAGUAUGAAUUUAAGUUCCUGUCUAUGGCUCUAGUCUAAAUUGAACGGCCACAUAAAAACCAGAGCCAAGACUCAAUUUGGUUCGAAUUUUAAAAGACAAACAAAAUGACCCUGAUCUCUCUGCCUCUCUGUGUUUUUAUUCAGCUUGUGGCUUCAAACCAAGUUUGACUGAUACUGUAAGGAACAACAGUGUUGAAAGAUCUCUUUGUCAUUCAUGCUUGAUAAGAAGAGAGUUAAGAUUUAUAGGAGUUAAGUUGUAAAUUGGCAUGAUUACUGAGCUGUGGAGCGCUGGUAGUCCUGUCUCUCGGUUAUAUUAAUGAGAAAAUGAAAAAGAUUUCCUUUUUCAUUUAAAUUUCCCUUUACUGUACUUCGUGCAAUGAGGGAUUUGAAAAGAAAUAUAAUACAGAGACCUGGCUACCAGCCAUUUAGAGAAUUUGUAGCUAUGCUCUUCCAAAGUCUGCCUUGUUAAGAAUUAUGCAUGUAGAUUUGCAGUUGAGAGUUAAGUUGUAAAUUCACAUCAUUGAAUAAAACAUGGUUUUCAUAGACAAUUGGAUAUGUUUUCUACAGAAUAUACAUAUAAUAUAUAAUAUAAUAUACAGCCACUGUGGAUUAUAUUGAGUCAAACGCUUCAUUAACAUCACCAUGCGCCAUUUGCUUUAAUGAAAUUAAAGCUUAAUGGAUGCAUAGAAUAAGAUCUGAUGAGAAUCAGUGGGUUUGGAUCACAUUAAUGACAAACAGACAAAAGAAACACAAUUCGGCCUUUUUCCUUCUUUGUGAGAUUCUGCGACAACAUGAAGCUGUGUGAGUUUGGGACGAGCGCACUGGCCGAGAGCUGCCGCGGCCGCCUGUGGCCCGGAGGGUUUGGUUAGGAAGUCAAGCCCACCGGACACAGGCUGCCACGGUAACCAUAGCAACCAACACAAGAGAGAGCAACAGGACCAGGCCGAUGGCUGCAGGAGGGGAGCAGGGGAGGGAGGAUGUAAGUCACAAUGACCUCUGCCCUCUCUCCUCCUACAUCACCAUCCUCAUUUACGCUCUUUGAUCUAUGUGUGAGGGUCGACCCGCCGGCCUCAUCCUGCCCUCUGCUGUGUUGGUGGUCGCCUGACCUCACCAACGCUGCCCGGGGGGAGCAGCCUGGAGAGUCAGGUUCAUACUUAGAGGCAGACAGAGGACACACGGUCCCACAGGUACAUGAUCACGCACAACACUCAACAUCCCAGUAGUGGAAGACACACACAGCAGCAGCAGCACGUGUAUAGCACCUUUUCUCAGGAAAAGUGAAACUAGCCUGCAGAGUGGUUACACAUGUUCACUCUGUUCAAAUGUAACAUUCCAGCAAUACUGUAUGUAGAGCCAUAAAGCCAAACUUCAUUCUCCCAGAGAGAACUGAUGUAAAUUUGUGCGUGAAGAAACAAAGCCAUAGUUUGUGUAGUGUAGAUGUUUUUUUAUACAGUAGCGUGUGCAUGAUUCAGUUAUAUAAUUAUUGCCACUGCCAUCUUACAAGCUGUCGUGAUGAUCACAAGACCAUCUGCUGUCACUGUGCUUCACCUCAUUACACGCAGACACACAAACACCCGGAGAGGAAAGAGGUAAAACCACAUCAAGGCUGUUUGGACUGAUAGGAGCAACAGUCACAGUUACACAUGAAUAAACACAUGAACCGGUGUGCGACACUGACUGCUCUCUGUCUGUCUCUGAGACGGCCGGUACGCGAAUGUCUCUGCCCCCCUAGCCCAGUGCAUCCCCCCUCCUCACCCCUUACCCCCCCACACACACACCCCCCACUGGGUCCUCCUUUGGGAGGGGUCCCUGGCUGGAGACCGAGGAAUCAAAAUGUAAAUGAAGUCGUGUUAACCCUACCCACGCCAUGUGCAUCGUAUAGUGGAGAGUAGUACUGUGGUUUUAAAAACAGAAAAAAAAACAUAACGAGAAAAACUUUCUUUGAGGUGUUCUGUUGCUUCAGUUGUUGUUCUCUGUGACCUUUUGGCUGUUUCCCGUUUUGCAGCUCCUCAUCCUCCAUGUGGGACUGUUCUGUUCUCAACACCUUAUGAAGCACACCGGGGUGUGUGUUCACAUCUCAGCAUGUGCAGAAGCUGGAGGCACACAGCAACAUGCUGAUCAAGAUGUAAUCAUAAGCAAUAUGGUUCAUGCAAGGAGUGAGAGAGAAAAAAAUAUUUGCAGAAUUGAUUGUUUUGUCCACCCAACAGAUGCUUCCCACCAGCAGGUCUGCACAUCAGUAAUGCGAAUGUUGACCUGUAGGUUAAAGAGAAAGUAAAAGUAAUCAAAUAUGUUUAAUUUAGUCCGACACACUAACAGCAUAAGGUUAUAUUAGCUUGAGCUGUGGUGGGAAAAUUGGGUUCGGAUAUUUUACUUAGAAAAAGUUGUAAUGCUACAGAGUAAGCCAUUACAAAUAAAAGUUCUGCAUCUAAAAUCCUAUUUUAGUAAAAAACACAAAACCACUGGUUGCAUCAUAAAGUACAUAAAGUUAAAGUAUUUAUGCUGCAGGAUGGCUCAUUUCAGGGUGAUAAAUAUUAUAUAAUUGGAUUAUAAUUAUUGUUUCAGUAGUGUGUAUCACUUUAAUGGUGUUUCUGGACUUAAAAUUAAUUUCUUUACUGUAUACUUCUAGAUAGCUUAAUCUAUAUUACAUAACAUAAUUUAGUAGUUGAUUACCGAAACAGCCAGUUAGUUACCCUUAAAAUAUUCUGACAAAGAUCUGCAAAUUUCGAAUAAUGCUCUUUUUUUGUUCCUUGUCCCUGAAAGACUUUACUGUCAAAGCGUUCUUAAAACAUUUCCCAACGUCCUUCCUUUGUUUUCAUGUAUCAUUGUGGGAACGUUUAAAAUGGUAUUCAACAACAUCCCAAAAACAUAGUAGAAAUAUCGCAGGCUAAAUGUUCUGCCUUAGUUCAUAUUCUAUUCAUCUAAACACUGUCUGUCUGCUUUGGCCUCGAUGACAUUUCUGAAGAUAUUUUUUUUGAAUGUCGGUUUGAGAACCUUCUUCUUUUGCUGUCAUGUAACAUAAUCUGACAACCUUGACAGCAUUCUCCAAAACAUUCUCUGUGUGUUUCAGUUAAAAUAUUCUUAUUUAAAGUUUAACCUUGCACAUCAUUUUGAAUCAGAAAUAUCUUUAAUACGUUCUUUAGCAGUCACUACAAAAUGUUUUCUUUACAACACUACAAGAACUUGUAGGAAAAUGUUGGUGUUGUGGAAACAUUGACUGCUAUCUGGGGAUGCCCUAAAAUAAAUGUAUAUUUGCCUCCAAAAUAUAGCGGAGUAAAAGCGCAAAGCAGGAUAACAUGGAAAUACCCAAGUAAAGCAAAUCAAAGUUGUCCAUCAGCUCAGUAUUUGAGGUAAUGUACGUUCCACCGCUGAACGUUAAAAGCAUUCAGAAGUUUGCAAAAAGCCAGCUCCUGAUUUUAGGUCAUACUGUAAAUAAAUAAAUAAAUCUGAUCUAAAGCACCACCUACAACACUUUACAUAACCAGCUUAUGUUUUGGAGAUAAUUUCCCCCAGGUAAGAGAAAACCUCAGACUCCCAAAACUUUGGCAAAAUAAAUCCAGAAUACUCCCUUUUUGCCCCUUUUUUAAGGGAUGAUGAAAGCGUGGCUUCUGUGUCAGGAUGAAUAACUGAAGAGCUUUUAAAGAUUCAUGAGGCCGAAUGAGAAUAGAUGAACAAAUUGGCCUGGUUUUUAACACCGACUUCAACAUCCUCUGCAGCCAUUUUGGAUCCCGUGGUGUUGAGAACAGGACGCUGCCCUCAUGGACAUCUCCUCUCCCCGAGCCGACCCUUCUGUGUUUCCAUUCCCCGUAUUUCUCAGUGGAAACUAGGCUUAGAAGACAGUGAGGCUGUCUGUAGUGUUCGUCGAUGGUGUUAUUGUGUAAACAUCAUACACAAAUGUAGGCGUAGACGAGGAUGUGUUUCAUUUUAGUACCUUCUUCUACUUCUUCUUCUCCUCCCCUCUUUGCCGUCCUCCUCCCCCUCUUCCUCCCCCUCCUUGUCUUCUUUGCAUUUCCAACCCUCGUCGUCCCUGUUCACAGUAUUAGGCUGGAAUAUGGUUGUGUGGUAGUAGACACGUAUUCUGUGUGGUUGCUGUUGUCGUGUUUUGAUUGUGUUGCUCCUCAUGAUGACAUCCAACACGGAGCAGUGAUCGGAACAGUGGAGAUAAGAGAUGAAAGGGGUGACCCAGGUUCCCUAAAAAAAAAAAAAAAAAAAAAAAAAAAAACACUGGUUCCCAUUUCACAUCCUACCCAUUCCUGAAAACAAACAAAACAACAUAUCUGGAACUUUCCCGCUCUGCACAGUGUCGCUCUGGGAUCUUUCUCUGGAUAUAGAAACCAAUGGACUGGACUGUAUGUAUUUUGUCUUGAUGAUAUCUUGUCACACUUUAACACAUGAAGAAACGGGGUUGGGAAGUUGACUAAAAGCUUACAGUCACUCUCUGCUCACUGAGGUACAAUGAGUCAUCUUCACACUGUUCAUUCAUUGAAAACUGACAUUUCAGAACUGGUCAGGGUUGGAAACAAGCGCCUGUAACGAUUCACCAAGUCUUUGAAAGAUGGAGGAGCUAGUUUUGCUUCCAGCUAAAAAAAAAUCUGUCCAACUGAAUUUUCCUUCAUUUUCAGAGCUUUUAGGAGUAUGUUAAACAUUAUAACUGACAGUUGCCAAGCAAUCCUUCAGCAGCUCUCCUCCAGAAAGAUGCCAGUGCACACAGCUUUGCAGCCAAGCCACUUCACUUCACUGACAUACUCUCUGUGUUUGUAGAUACCAGCGGAGGCAAGCUCUAUUCAUCUCCUCUGCCAUGUUUCUGGAGAAAGUAGGCUGAGCGAUCCCCCGCUCCCUCCUCUGGUUUGUCCUUGCCUGGGGUUGCUGUAGUGUAGUCUAGACGCCCCAUUUACAGCAGCAGCAGCAGCAACCUCACAGUUAGGAUGCCUUCCACUGGGAAACUCUUCAAAGACACAGACCAAAAUAAGAAAAAACCCGAAGACACCAUAAUCAUUGCGUCAUUAGCAGCCAAGCCAGAAAUGUUCAGCUUAUUUUGGGGUUUCUAACACUGUUUCCAUUCUAUUUCUAAAUUAAGAAGGCUUUGCUUUCACCCCUCUGAGCUGUUUUCUCAAUGUGUUGGACACGAAAGAACAAUUUCAGUCCCACCUUUAAGGCUGCAUUUGUCACAGCCUUUGUCUUCGUUCAUUUUGGAUUCAAUAUUAGCUCCGACUAAAUCAUGUCUCACUCCACAUCCUACAGCUGCUGCGGUUUUGAUUGGAUUAGACUUGAGUUGAAUUAUCAGAGCUGAGAUGAGCAGUAAUGGGAUGACAGAGAAGAGAGCUCGGCUGAUUGGGUGAUUACUUGGCUUAUUAGUCCCAUUUUCAUAACAGGCCUCUCAGAACAGAGUGUCACACAAAUACUGGAGUCUGGAUUCAGUGGGUUCCUUUGGGUUUUUUGGCAGAAAUAUGGCAUGUGGAGAUUUUCCUCGAUUGGACAAAGAGAUGUUGUCGUUGCUGGCUGGAUAUUCAGGUAGAACUGGGCUUGUAGCAGCGCUUUGCUGAAAGAUUGUUUAAAGCACCUUGCAUAAACAGCUGCUUCAUCUUAACCUUGACCAGAAGAUUACCAGCCCCUCUUCUAUGUGACAAUAGUGACCCCCAGUGGUCAGUGGGAAGAACAGCAACAAAUGGGGGCCAUGCUGCUGAUGCUGAUGUACCAGAAAUGUACAGGAUGGUAAAUUAAAACCAACAGCUCUGGGUCUCUUAGCAGUGAAACGCUGAAGAGAGAAAAUUGACUGUUAGCUUCACAAGUCAGUGCUUCACUGAUUUCCUUAUAGCCAUAGCGUAACCUCUCUGCGCUGGGUGUGAGGGGCUGCUGUUUGCAAAGUCAUCAGGAGUGGCCUCCAUCUGAUCAAAAGCAACACCUGGUUUGCUGGGACUCAGUCUGUAGAUUUAACACUUUCUGAUGGCCCCUGCCAGCUUCACUAAGACAUGACAAACUAAAAAACAAAAAUAAACACACAGCAUCAUUCUUUCUCUCUAUAUGACCGAGUGCUGAUCAGCAAAUGAUUGGUUUACUCUCUAGAGACAAAUAAUUAAAAAAAAAAAGACUUCUUGUUCUCGUGGUCUUAGAAGGUUAAAUCUAUGCAUGCCUUUUGUAUACAGUGAUUGGUCUUGCCAAACUCGUACGGAGAGCCAGGGGUGCCAUUGUUGCUGGCCAUGGGACUGGUUGAAACAAACUGACAAUGCAUUAAAAUGUGAUGUGAAGAAUAUCUAAAGAAGCGUGCGUCUUACAUAGGAAGCAUUUGUUUACUCGGGAUGAUUGUACUUUCACACAUAUCUAUCCACAAACGGACGACCUGCUCAGAUGUAUAAGCUGUAGAUAAAGCGAUUGAUAUUCCAAGCAGGAUGGUGGGACUGAUCAAUGCUGUAUGGGGAUAGGAUUAUUAAUGGCAUACUUUCAUUGAUCUAUCUUGAACCUUGUCACUCUAUCAGAAUCCCUCUGGAGGAGUAGGAGGAGGCGCACGGAGCUCUUACAGACCUGGCUGGCACUCAUUCCUGGGUUUCCACAUUACCUUUUCAUAACAAUUUCCUCUUUUAAGAACGAGAUGGUGCCAGAUUUUUUUGCGCUUUUAUCCUCCAGGUCUGAGCCAAUAUUACGCUCUCUCGCCUCUCCCACUCUUCAGAGGAAGCUUGGUGUAGCUCUGUGUUUGUUGGAGUCCUCUAAUAGAAAAAAAAACUAAUGCUAAAAAAAUCAAGUGUAAUUCUUAGAUUUGGCUGGUGUAAACUCAUCCUCUCCUCUAUUUUUCUGUCUCUUAUCCUCUCUCUGUCUACUUCUCUCUCUCUCUUUCUUUCUCUUCAUCAACCUGGCACCGACCUCGUUAAGCGUUUUAGAACUGUUUUCUUUGAUCGCUCUCAGUUUUUGCACUAAUGCAUAUUUGCUCCUCUUUGACACGGUCAUUACUGACUUCUGAAACCUGGGAAUGGGUGCUGAGGGCUCCAAUUAAACGCAGAGCUGAUAAAAAAAAAGAGAGAGAGAGAGAAGUAGUUCAUCUUUUUUAUUUUGAAUGGUGACAAACUAUCAGUCAUCAGUGCACAUGACUGGCUCAUCAAAGAGACUGUUAGAUGAUAAAUACCACAUUUGGACUGCUGGAUUUUUAACAUGUAUAUUUUGUGGCGUAAGCGUGCGGAUCCUUGGAUGUGAAGAGCAGAAACUGUACAUAUUAGAUCUCUUAGCCAUAUCACGUCAUCAAAUCUGUAGACCUCCUUGCCAUGUCUGACAGAGGAAAAUGACUGUUGAACUGUAAAUAGUGUAGGUAUAAUAGCAUAGGAUUUAACUGCUGCUUCUUUCCUCCAGGGAUCGCCCAUGUUUUGCUCAGUCCCAUGGCUGCUUGGUCUCAAAAGGGAAGGAAAAGACAAUAAUGUACUUGUCUAUAAAAACACAUAUGAGUUCUUUUUUUAUUUCAAUGUUUGUUUUAUAUACUGUCUGUCUUGUAAAUGAACUCCUUUUUCGUCAUAAAAGCAUGAUGUGACUCUGUC